AAUUCCCACUGCUAACCACGAAAACACAGGAUCCACCACAUUUACCUGACUCUACCUGCCGGCCGUUGAUUUGGAAGCCGCAUAUCCCUUAUUUUUUUUGUGCAUUUAACUUAAUCUAUAGUUCUGUCUGUCGAACUGGUCUGUGGUUGGCUUUAAUGUGUACAACGAUAUCAACGACUUAUGCAAUUUUCGGCUGUCUGAGCUACAAGUCUUCCCGAUGUAACGCUCUUGCGGACGGAAGACCUUCAGAAAGCCGAUGAGAUGAAGAACCUUCCAUAGCCAGAACCUUGGGCUACAAUCUCAACCUUCAACCACACGGGAGAGGUCUUCAACUGUGACGGAGAGGACAGCGGCGGCAGCAGUGGUGUUGGUGGUUCCAUGGUCUUUAAUGAUCCAGGGAACACCAUGCGCCAUACCUCGCGAGAACUCGCCGUGGACCCCUAGACUCUCAAAUCUCCCUCCGGUGAGAACCCGUUCCAUUGUCUCCCCUUGAACAACAACGACAACGACCCCCUCCCCGUCCUCCGCGGUUGCCCCUCGCCGAGGUGAUGAAGGACGUGACGGAGUGGUUGGAGCAGGACGUGUUGCGGUGGCUGUGCGAGGAGGGCAUGCAGGAAUACUGCGAUGCCCUGGGAGGCGCAGACGGCACCGCCCUCCUACGGCUCACCGAGGCCGACUUCCGGUCGCCGCCGCUGAAGCUGGUGUCGUCCGACGGCGGGCGGCAGCUGCUGGAGCGACUGGAGACGCUGCGGAUUGCGGCGCACAUCGCCGCAGCGCACCGGAACGGCCACCUGCCCAACGGGCACGCCAACGGACACUUGCCCAACGGCGUGUGGAAGGCUGAGGCGAACGGCGCGCCGCCGCCGCCGCCGCCACGGCUCAACGGCGUGCGGCACGAGAUGGUGCACAUCCCCAUCCCCAACGCGAGCGCCUCCAGCGGCCCCGUCACCACCUCCUCCUCCUCGCGCUCCCACUUCCCGUCCGAGUGGGGCAAGACGGCGGUGGCCUUCCUGUACGCGGUGGUCUGCUUCGUGACCACCACCGUGGUCAUCUCGCUGGUGCACGAGCGCGUUCCCACCAAGGAGCACACGCCCCCGCUCCCGGACAAGUUCUUCGACCUGUUCGACCGCGUGGAGUGGGCCUUCUCCAUCUGCGAGAUUAACGGCAUGCUGCUAGUGGGGCUGUGGAUCGUACAGUGGACCUUCCUCAAGUACAGGUCUAUCAUUGGCCGACGGUUCUUCUUCAUUGUCGGGACGCUGUACUUGUACCGCUGUGUCACCAUGUAUAUAACCACCCUGCCUGUUCCUGGCAUGCACUUCAAGUGCUCUCCAAAGCUCAUGGGGAACUGGGAGGUCCAGAUGAGGAGGAUAAUGAAGAUGAUCGCAGGCGGCGGGCUGUCCAUCACAGGAUCCCACACCAUGUGUGGUGAUUACCUGUACAGCGGGCACACAGUCAUGCUGACGCUAACAUAUCUCUUCAUUAAAGAGUAUUCUCCGAAGAGACUCUGGUGGUACCACUGGAUAUGCUGGACCCUGAGUGCUGUUGGUAUCUUCUGCAUCCUGCUGGCCCACGACCACUACACUGUGGAUGUGGUGGUGGCAUACUUUAUCACAACCCGCCUCUUCUGGUGGUACCACACUCUGGCCAACCAGCAGUCCCUUAAAGAGACGUCCCAGAGCAACCCUUUCUCUCGGGUGUGGUGGUACAGACUUUUCCAGUACUUUGAAGAGAAUGUGAACGGCAUAGUCCCUCGGAACUACCAGCUGCCGUUGUCAUGGAGACUGUCCCAUUGGAACCGGAACGUACAAUACAGCAAACUGGAAGUCCACUGAC
Molecule: messenger RNA, 1833 nt
Organism: Gadus chalcogrammus (walleye pollock)
Lineage: Eukaryota; Metazoa; Chordata; Actinopteri; Gadiformes; Gadidae
Product: phosphatidylcholine:ceramide cholinephosphotransferase 1-like
Exons: 6
Coding region: 549-1832 (427 amino acids)
Biological process (GO): ceramide biosynthetic process; sphingomyelin biosynthetic process
Cellular component (GO): Golgi membrane; endoplasmic reticulum membrane
Molecular function (GO): ceramide cholinephosphotransferase activity; sphingomyelin synthase activity; protein binding
Source: RefSeq, a predicted model, not a curated record